AUGAUCUCCCCGCGCCCCACUCUCUCCUCCGGCUUCUUCUCCCGCUCCGCCUCCUUCUCCCGCCCGGGCUCAUUCUCCCCCUCGCCGCCCGCCUCGCCGGCCGCGCAGCCGCCGCCGCGGCUGCUCUCGGCCCCGCUCGCGCGCCAGGCCACCUUCUCCUGCUCCGCCUCCGCCGUCGCCGCGCCGGGCCGCGGCGCCUCCUCCUGCUUCUACGACGUGCUCGGCCUGGACGCCGGCGCGAGCGACGGGGAGAUCAAGGCCGCGUACCGCCGCCUGGCGCGCGCCGUCCACCCGGACGUGUCCCCGCACCCCGCCGACGACUUCAUACGCGUGCACGCCGCCUACAGCACGCUCUCCGACCCCAGCAAGCGCGCCGACUACGACCGCCGCAUGAUCAUGAUCCCCUCCGCCGUCGCCCGCCGCAGCGCCCCGAACCUCGCCCGCUCGCCGUCGUUCCCCGGGUGCCGACGCCGCACCUGGGAGACCGACCAGUGCUGGUGA
Messenger RNA from Triticum turgidum subsp. durum (durum wheat), 501 nucleotides. Lineage: Eukaryota; Viridiplantae; Streptophyta; Magnoliopsida; Poales; Poaceae. The record is from the annotation of a GenBank genome assembly.